AUGUCGUCUACCUUAUCGAUGGAACAACAACAUCAUCAUCGACGACGACAAGGAGAGUCACUUCCGAUUUGGCCUCCUCCUCAAGCUUCAGUAUACGACGAGAACGAACAUUCCUCUUCAUCCGAUUCUGAAUCGUCUUCAUCUUGUUCUUCUUCUUCACAUCUCUUUACCCCUGGGAUGUCUCGCCCUUCAUCUCUCAUCACUUCUACAUCCUCAACCACAUCGUCACCUAAUUAUCCAACAUCACAUUUCUUACCCAAAUUAGUCUGUCCGACACCUCGAUUGUAUAACAGAGAUGGGAGAGCCGAGGUUGGAUCAGAUUUAAGUUUGAGGAAGCUGAGCAUAAAUACUGAUUUCUCAGUCGAAAGAGAAAUCGAAGAUGAUGAAGAUGAAGGUAACUUGAACACAGCAUCUGCUUAUAAUGAACCCAGAUCAAAUCCUACCGCAAAAUCAAAAUUAAUGAUAAAAGAGACAAAUGAAUCAUCGACACCUUUACCAUGUCCUUUAGGCGACUUUCAAACUGACAAUCUAUUAAAUGCGCCUCCAUCCCAUCAUCAAAAUACGAAUAAUCCAUCUGUACUAAGAUACCAUGAUGAGUCCGUUGCACCUCUGUCGCUUCAUCGCAAUAGUACCAAAAAUCACGAUGGGGAUCAUAAUUAUGGUGAUAGAUGCUCAACUCCGAUUUAUAAUCAUCCAGCUUCAGUUUGGGGCUUAUUCGGUGGUGGAUUAGAUUGUCAUACUUCUGAAUCUUGGUUAAAGAGGAAAGUAGCUUUUGUAACUGGUAUAACUGGACAAGAUGGAUCGUAUUUGACAGAAUUGUUGUUAUCGAAAGGAUACACAGUACACGGGUUGAUCCGAAGAUCGUCGUCGUUCAAUACAUCUAGACUUCAACAUUUAUGGAGAGAUCAACAUUCUAAAUCACCUAAUAAAUUGUUUUUGCAUUAUGGUGAUUUGACGGAUUCAGCCAAUCUCGUAGGCGUGAUCGCCAGAACUCAACCUAGUGAAGUAUAUAAUUUAGCUGCUCAAAGUCACGUCAAAGUUUCUUUCGAAAUGGCCGAGUACACAGGCGAUGUGGAUGGCAUAGGCACAUUGCGAUUGUUAGAGGCUAUUCGAACAUGUGGACUCGAGAAACUCACGAGAUUCUAUCAAGCUUCAACAUCUGAGUUGUAUGGCAAAGUUAAAUGUACACCACAAAAUGAAGAUACCCCUUUUCAUCCUAGAAGUCCAUAUGGAGUAGCCAAGUUAUACGCAUAUUGGAUGACUGUAAAUUACAGAGAGGCAUAUGGGAUGUUCACUUCGAAUGGUAUAUUGUUCAACCAUGAAUCACCGAGAAGAGGUCGAACGUUUGUUUCACGUAAAAUUACAAGGGCAGUAGCGGAAAUCUAUUUAGGUAAACAAGAUUGUAUGUGGAUGGGUAAUUUGGAUGCUAAACGUGAUUGGGGACAUGCUAAAGAUUACGUGGAAGGAAUGUGGAGAAUGUUACAACAUGAACAACCAGAUGAUUUCGUUUUAGCCACUGGAGAAACACAUACUGUUCGAUCUUUGAUAACGCUUUCAUUUUCAGUCUUAUCAAUACCAUUGAAAUGGGUUGGAUCGGGACUGGACGAACAUGCUUUUCGAAUGGAUAUAUCACCUCCUAAAAUAGUCGUUCGAAUCGAUCCAAGAUACUUCAGACCUGCAGAAGUAGAUUUAUUACUUGGUGAUCCAACAAAAGCUGAAAAUCAAUUGAAUUGGAAACGAAGAUGGGGCUGGGAAGAAUUAGUCAGAGAUAUGGUCGAAAGUGAUGUUAGGUCUGCUAAAGGUUUAGUUGAGGAUCAUAAUUAG
Molecule: messenger RNA, 1824 nt
Organism: Kwoniella shivajii
Lineage: Eukaryota; Fungi; Basidiomycota; Tremellomycetes; Tremellales; Cryptococcaceae
Product: GDP-mannose 4,6-dehydratase
Exons: 10
Coding region: 1-1824 (607 amino acids)
Biological process (GO): GDP-mannose metabolic process
Cellular component (GO): cytoplasm
Molecular function (GO): GDP-mannose 4,6-dehydratase activity
Source: RefSeq, a predicted model, not a curated record